This is a messenger RNA of Lampris incognitus (smalleye Pacific opah), 1885 nucleotides long. It is a transcript of the gene c19h8orf34, whose product is annotated as chromosome 19 C8orf34 homolog. The transcript is spliced from 15 exons. NCBI's taxonomy places the organism in Eukaryota, Metazoa, Chordata, Actinopteri, Lampriformes, Lampridae. Bases 1 to 1785 code for a protein of 594 amino acids. The record is from RefSeq and is a predicted model, not a curated record.
AUGCUCUGCCAUAACAACGUGGCCCUUGUCAAAGUGGCUCAGGAACUGAUGACCAAAUUGAUAACUGAGACCCCAGACCACCCUAUCCCUUUCCUCAUCGACCACUUGCAGACCAAGCAAGGCAGCCCUGGCAAGCUGCAGAGAACUCUGUCGGGCUCCGCAGCGUUGUGGGCGCAGAGCUCCGCAGAAAGCAAAAACACUCGGAGGGAGUGCAGGUACAGCGAGAAGCCAUGGCAGAUUCACCCCAAGAAACCCAAGAAAUCAAAGAGUGACCUUGCUGUUUCUAGCAUCUCCCCUCCGUCCCCAGAGUCCAAGUCCUUGCCACGGUCCAUCGAGUACCCAUCGUGGGAGUGGAGGGACAGCCGCAACUUUGACGAGCUCAACCACAUCUUGCAGGAGAGCAAGAAGCUUGGAAAAGCCCUGGAGAACCUGUCACGUAGUAUUGCCACGUCUGAUGAGCUGGACCAGAAUUUAGGGUGUUAUAACUCAAUGCUGCGUCCACGUGUGGUGGGGGAGUGGGUUGGUAGGGAGGAGGAGGAUCCAGACCCCCUGGCGGCUGAGAUGCUGCAGCCCCCGGUCCCCCGAGCCAAGACAGAGUUAUGGGGGAGUGGAGACAGCAGCCCUGCUGGGAGCCUGAAGAUGGAAACGAAGAGCAAAGGCUUGAAAGAGCAGCAGCAGCAUCACAAGAAGCUCCUGGCGGCCAUGUUGUCUCAAGACUCCUUUGACUCCGUCCAUAGCUCCGCACCCUGCAUCACCGAGGAGGAGAUUGAGGAUGAGGAUGAUGCAAUGGAGCUGCUAGCGGUGUGCAACGGGAAGCCUCUUGUGUUCAUGCAUUUCUGCACCAGCCCCGCCAAGACAAAUCUGCUGCAGGGGGACAGCCUAUCAGAUAGCAGAGCUGAGGAGGAGCACAGGCCUCAUGUCUUGGAGCAAGCUGUACCCGACAUCUCCUGUCCAUUGCCUGGGGUGGAUUCACUGUCUGGACGUGGGAAGGAAUGCGAGCCUGCAUCUCAAGUCUCAGGCCCUCGUCAGGCUGUCUGGGAGGCUGAUCUGAAGGCUGUGAGAGGAGGGAGCGCCAUCAGCCACGCGGACCCGCUACUGGGCGACUCGCUCUUCUCUAAAGAGCUGGAGAAUAUGGGCAAACACCUUGCCGAGGUUGAGAAGGACCUGGCCAAGCUGGCAGAAGCGGGGAAAAUGACCUCCAGGAGUCCUGGCAAUCCCCACAGCAGUCUACUCCUCAGCCCUCGGCUCCACAGGACGCUGCCCGACACCCUGCCGCUCCCCAGCCAGAUCUCCAGGCCCCAGUCUCCAGCCAGCUGCCUCUCAGCCAAGCCCAGUGGUGUGGGCCUCCCGCUGCUCAGCCCCAAGCCCACCUCCCUCGUCAUGGGGCGGACUCAAUCUCCCAGCAACCCCAGCAGCAGGACUCAAACCCCCAGAACACCCAGCAGACCUCUGACCCCCAACAGCUUAUUGACACGCUCUGCGGUGACUCCGGGAGGUCAUAAGGAGGUGACAUUCAGGAGGUCGCGGAGCCGCCCAGUGACACCCACGUGUCAGCCUGCUCGUCCUCGACCUUUGCUCACCCCUCCUGGGCUAAGCACCACAGACAGCCUGGGCGCCAGCCUACGGGCCUACCUGUCUGAGGAUGAGUUCUACCAACAGUUGCAGGCCAUCCGGCAGCCCUGGCACAUUCCGAGUGACACAGACAGCGACAUCCUGGAUCCUCCUGAGCAGGACAAGAGUGGAGCACGAGACGCAAAGAAGAGGUCGGUGUUUUCAGGCCUAUAAUGACGGAGACCAGAGACACUGAUCCAAUCAAACCAUUAUGCAAACCACUGGACAUUUUGAACACGUGGACAGAGACGAUUAUUUUUAUAAUUCACAGAGA